AUGGACUUAAAGGAUUUCUUAGUUGGUUAUUUGGACAUUCCAAGUCCGACAAUUUUUGAUGCGAAGGUCAUCCCAUUUUUGAGGGAUUAUAAUAUCGUUAAGUCUGAAGCGAUUCUAUCAAAUUUACAUUCCAUAAUCUAUGUGGCAUUGGGCUACCAGAUGUGGUUUUUGGCUACACGGUGGCUGUUGUUUCCUCCUUUAACCAAGUGGAGACUCAGCCACUCAAAGGUUCCAAACGAUGAGAAGAAAGCCAAGAAAUUGAACAUCGAGGCUGCCAUUCAUUUUGUUUCAUUUUUACAGACUUUGGUAGUGGUGUAUCUAUCAUUGAUAUUCUUGUGUGACGGAGACAAGACCUCAAAUUACGACACGGUCAACGCCAGGAUAUUCGGACGUUCGAGGGACACCGAGAUCAUCACUGUGUAUGCCAUCGGCUAUUUCGUGUGGGAUGUUUACAUUUCGGUGUUGCACUCGACUUUACCUUUUGUGCUCCAUGGUAUAAUCUCCACUGUGGUGUUUACCAUAGGCUUGAAGCCUUAUAUCCAAUACUACGCGCCUGUGUUCCUCAUGUUCGAGUUAUCCAACCCAUUUUUGAACCUGAGAUGGUUCGGGCUGAAAUACCUGCCAACGGAAAACCGUGUGUGUUCAAUUGCCCUCCUGAUAAACAACUUGCUGUUGCUGAUCUUCUUCUUCAGUGCCAGAAUCGCCUGGGGCUGGUACCAGAUUGGCAAGCUGACCUGGGACUUCUACACAGUGCACACGGAUCCAAGAUUCCUGUGGCUGGACUCGAGUAUCAUUGUCGGUGGUAAUCUCGUGCUCGAUGUCCUCAAUGCGAUCUGGUUCGGAACAAUGCUAUCCGUGGCAUUCAAUGUUAUAACAAAGAGAAAGAAGGAUUGA
Molecule: messenger RNA, 894 nt
Organism: Nakaseomyces glabratus
Lineage: Eukaryota; Fungi; Ascomycota; Saccharomycetes; Saccharomycetales; Saccharomycetaceae
Gene: ALE2
Product: Ale2p
Biological process (GO): lipid homeostasis
Cellular component (GO): endoplasmic reticulum; membrane
Source: RefSeq, a predicted model, not a curated record